CACCCUCUCCCCGCCCCACAAUAAAGCAAAGUGCUACUUCCUCCCUCUGCUGGUUUACACUAGCAGUUGCGUUCAGGUGCAAAUCGUGGGUGGGGUCGCCUUGACGCGUGCAGCACGUCCGUCGAACCCUCCGACGUCCUGCAGAAGGAGGAAAGCAGCCAGCAGGGAAACUCGCUAACGAGCCCGCAUCAGCACCACCGUGGACAAAAAGCACCAUGGCCUGGCCGUGCAUCACGCGGGCUUGCUGCAUCAACCGAUUCUGGAGCGACCUGGACAAGGCGGACAUCGCCGUGCCCAUGGUCUUCACCAAAUAUUCGGACGUUCAGCAUAAGCAGCCGAAGGGGCCUGCUGCGGAGAGCCAGUCGGAGGCCGGCAAGGCACCACCGGCCGGCGCAGUCGCCGCCGCCUCGGACGCCGCCUCCGUCAUGCGGCAAGAUUUUAAGGCGUGGAAAGUGCGUCCGGAGCCCAGCUGUAAGCCCCGGAACGAGUACCAGCCAACGGCCAGCCACUUCAUCCCGGAGACCCAGUACCAGAAGGACUACAAAGCGUGGCCCAUUCCCAAGAAGCACGACCACCCGUGGAUCCCCAAAGCCGGCGCUAACACCACCACCGCGGGGAAGCCGGAGCAAGUGGCCGCCGAAAUGGAGACCGGCAUGGAGAAGAGCGAGAUCGAGGAGAAGCUCCAGGAGAAGGAGACAAAGGAGCCGGCCAAGAGGGACAAAUCCGCCGAGAGGAAGGACCAAAAGGCGCCCGCCGGCAGUGCGCAAGGCAGGGCGGCCGCCGACGCUCUCAACAGACACAUUAAGCAGACCAUGAGCACUUCCAGCAGCAGCUACAGAAGUGAGUUCAAGGCCUACAAGGACGUGAAACCGGUCAAGCCCAUCAAGGCGGCGGCCCAAUACAAACCCUCGGCCGAGAAGGAGACCAGCCUGGAAACCAGCUACAGUGCCACUUUUAAGGGCGAGCAAGUCAAGGCCCAGCCGGCCGACAACAAACUGCUGGAGCGCAGGAGGAUACGCAGUCUGUACAGCGAGCCCGGCCAGGAGCCCCCUAAGGCGGACAAGCCGGCAUCUCGCAUCCGGCCGAAGAAAACGACGGCGGGGAAGGCUGGAAAGAAGAUUAAGGAGAAGAAGGUGCUGGCUGCUUCCGCGUCCGCCAAAAAGGAAGAAGAAGCCGCCGCAGCGGAGGCGGGCGUCACCAAGAAGAACAAAGAGAUCAGCAAUAGACUGGCCGAGGCCAAACAGUAACACACGUAUCUCCGUCAGCCUCUUUGCAAUGUGAACGUGCACUCGCUGCACGCCCCCUUUUUCCUCAUUUCACCUUGGGCUCAUGUACUUGUACAACGCGUGUCUAAGUGUGUAUGCGCAAGGGAGAGCAAAUGUUCGUGUGCUCAGGGCUGAGUUCUCGAGUGAGUUUUGGAAGCGUAACGCAUAUGUUGUUCGACACCAUUUAACUUUAUUAUAUUUUAUUCUCCAUCCACCUUUCUUGACCGAUUCGCACCGUUCCAACCUCAACAUAUUCCAAAAUUAUUUUGACCUCCGUUUUCCCACAAUUCCACAUUUUUCAUUCAAAAAUUGCCCAUUUAUUCCUUCUGGCGCAGUCACUAGAACCGUUUCCCGUAAUUCCUAUUCGAAAUUCUAAAACCAGGGGUCGCCAACCUUUUUAGACUGAAGAUCUACAUUUCUAGCCAACCAAUCUUCCACCGUUCGAUCAACCAUUACCGCACGAGCAUGCGUGUACCCACACACACGUAUGCCAUGAUGAGCAGCCGCCAUAACGGCCCCUAACAUGAAUGAAACAGAAAACUAAAGCAGAUACAAGAAAUUGUGAGUUUGUGAAAAGGAAAUCUCUGCCUACCUUAGUAGGGACGCCAGACGCGGAGGCUCGGACGCAUUAUUUGCAGCGCAUUAAGUGCAUGAACGUCAUGAUCGUAGCUCACGUGUACCGUUUUAUCUUUCUCCCGGUCCUCCACAUUCCCAUUAUUUGCCAGCGCCAUCGCUGCAGAUGUAACAAAUUGAAUGACGCUAAUAAUUUUAAAAGUAUAGAUGUAUCGCAACAGCUCUGACCGCAAGCUGCAAUUGCAGACUGCUGAUCGCAAACAACAUCCGGUGAUGGAGGUGACGCGCCAUCGUAGAUUAAAGGCGACCUGCGUUUUAAUUUUAGUUUGUAAAUACUUUUUUUGUGAAAGGGAAACUGAUAGAAUGCUGAAGUUGAAGUGUACACGAAAACAAUAAUAUAGAAUAUUAGCAACACGCAUGCAGACAACACCCCCCCCCCCCCUGCCUCAUUUCUCCCCUACAUCUCCCGCGAUCGACUCUGGACCAGUUUCGACUGGUUGGCUACCCCUGUUCUCAAUGUUCAGCUCAUUGAAUUCCCCUUGGAAAUGAAUUUCAUUUUUCACAAAUAUAAUUCUGUCACUUUGAAUGUAACUCAGCAUCCUUCCACACUUUCACCACAUUUUUCAUUCCAACGUGACACAUUUAAAAUCAUUCCAUGUCAUUCUCUGUCUUUCAAUAUCAUUGCACAUCACUCCACAUUUUUUCACCAACACCAAGCACUUUUAUCAAACAAAUCAUUCCAUAUCAUUCAUUGCAUAUCGUUUGAAACUAUUCAGAAUCAUCAAAGAGUAUUCAGUAACUUUCCACAUCAUUUCAUAUCAUUGCACAUAAUUUGAGAUUUUUUUUCAUUCCACUUUCCAGGAUUUACCUACAAUUUUUCCCAGAAUCCCAAUUGCAUUUUCUGCUAUUGUUAUUAUGAUUAAUUAAGCACUUAAUUUGCACAUUAUUCCCGAAGAGCCAUGGUUAUGUGUACAAAAGGGCAUUUUACACGUGCACUCCACAUCCAGUGAUUGUAAAAACUCAUUUUGUGAGGAGGGGAAAAAAAGGGCCCACUUUCUUGUCACAGUGCCUCUGCUGUUGCCCCCGCCUCCCAUCAGUGGCUUUCAUCCGUUUUGUUGCUAAGAUACCAAAUCAAUUGGACUAGAAUUCCUCGUAGCUCGCAUGCAAGGCCCUCCUUUUUUCCACCCCGAUUUACAGUAUGCAUUGUAGCUUGUACAUUGAGCCUUUUAGGGUCCAUAUAUGCUGUGCUGUUUGAAAUAUAUGCAUGUCUAGUAGUAACACACAAAAAAAAGUAGUCUCGUCAUGGCUGUACAAGCGAUGAAGUAAACAGACACCAGCGAGGUGGUUCCUGCUGCAACCUUACUGUUACACUAUUAACACAACUGUGGUUUUGAAAGGAAAUUGCACUCUUGUUAGCCUCACCUUUGACUUUCACUUUGCUAUGUAAAGAAACAAUCCGCAUGAGGCCAAUAACUUACAUUUUGAGUGGGAGUCUUCAGGCCACAAUGAAAUGCAAAAAUACAGUGACCAGAAAAGCAGUCGGAAUAUUAUGGACUGCAAGAAAAAAGCCAAAUUGUUACGAGAACAAUGUCAUCAUACUUUGCGGAAAAAUACAGACAAAAACAUUUCGUUACUUGAGUGUGUGUGUGCGUGUGUGUGUGUGUGUGUGCGUGUGUGUGUGUGUGUGUGUGUGUGUGUGUGUGUGUGUGUGUGUGUGUGUGUGUGUGUGUGUGUGUCCAUGCCACCACCAUCACUACAAGGAAGUCAACCAAGUGCCACCAUGUCCACUCCCACUCCCUGGUGCUGAAGGCCACCAUGUUUUUUUAUUUUAUUUUUUGGAUUGAGUGGUCUGCUUUAUUAUGGCUUGCGUCGCAUUAACUCAUCAGUGAAAAAAAGCUCUAAAGGGACAAAAAGACAAACGGAAACAGAUGACGAUGUGUUUGCUGUAAUCUUUUUUUGUGUGUCUGCGAGUGUGUGUGUGCGCGCUUCUUUCUCAGUUUGUUCAGAAUUAACUCAGAUUAAAGAACAAAAAAUGAAUGUCAA
Hippocampus zosterae (dwarf seahorse) is the source of this 3881-nucleotide messenger RNA. It is a transcript of the gene map6b, whose product is annotated as microtubule-associated protein 6b. The record is from RefSeq and is a predicted model, not a curated record. Lineage: Eukaryota; Metazoa; Chordata; Actinopteri; Syngnathiformes; Syngnathidae. Bases 216 to 1247 code for a protein of 343 amino acids. Gene Ontology annotation, molecular function: microtubule binding; calmodulin binding. Gene Ontology annotation, biological process: cytoskeleton-dependent intracellular transport; regulation of microtubule cytoskeleton organization; microtubule cytoskeleton organization. Gene Ontology annotation, cellular component: microtubule; Golgi-associated vesicle; cis-Golgi network. The transcript is spliced from 3 exons.